AUGGACCGUGGGCCAACCGGUGACGUCCCAACCGACCAAGCAUAUAUCGGAGGACCGGCCGGGCAAGCAAUCCUCACCGCCGAGGCACAGACCGGACGGCCGCUUAGCGAGGACUGCCUGUCACUCAACGUUUGGACGAAGCCUCAGUCGGGCACGGGACAACCCAAAGCAGUGCUCUUCUGGAUAUUUGGAGGAGGUUUCUCGAUCGGUAACACAGCGUGUGAAAUCUAUGAUGGGUCGGUGCUGGCCGACGAGAAUGAUGUGGUGGUGAUUUCAGCUAAUUACCGGGUCAACAUAUUUGGCUUUCCCGGUGCACCCGGCCUGCAGCAGAACGUCGGCCUCUUGGACCAACGCAUGGCCCUCGAAUGGGUGCGCAACGAGGUCUCGGCAUUCGGAGGGGACCCGUCUCGCAUCACCGUGUUCGGACAGUCAGCCGGCGGAGCAUCGACGGAUUACCUGAGUCUAAUGUACCCAAAUGACCCUAUCGCAAAUGGCUUUAUCCCGCAGUCUGGAGUCGCUAGCGGCGCAGUCGGUGCCCUGGCGGGUACUCCUGAGGACGCGGCCACCGCCUGGUACGAUGUGUCAGCCUCGGCGGGCUGUGGUGGCAAGGAGGCUGGGGAGGGCACCGUCGACUGUAUGCGCAUGAAGACAACAGCCGAGAUCCUGGGUGCUGUUCACGAGAAUUCUCUCAUCGCCAUCCAGACGGGGUUCCAGCCCGUCGCAGACGACAUUACCGCCCCGUCGGCUGCAGUAGACCGCAUCAAGGCGGGCAACUUCGCCAGGGUCCCGAUGCUGGUGGGCAACGUCGAGAACGAGGCGGCCUUCAUCUGGCCGGUGCUGCUCGCGUACACGUACUUCGACAAGUCGACCGUCGACAUGAUCGCGCCGCUGACGAAGCUGGUGCAGCCGAUCCUCGACAUCGCCAACCUCGUCGGCUUCACGUGCGGGGCGCGGCAGGCGGCCGGCCUGCGGGUGGAACAGGGCGUCACCACGUACAGGUACCGCUUCUAUGGCGGCAACUAUACGAACCUCUACGUCAACGACGUCGGGGCUGACUACCACACCGCCGAGCUGCCCGUCGUCUUUGGGACCGCGUCUUGGCUGACGGGCAUCCCGGAUACGCCUGCGCAGGCAUCGACGGGCGCGUUCAUGAGGAAAGCCUGGGCCGAGUUUGCAAGGGACCCAGAGGACGGGCUGGCAAACCUGGGUUGGCCGAAGUAUGACCCAGACGAUGGCACCCUAGCGCGGCUUGCAUUCGAGGGGGAGACGGGGCCUUCAUAUAUCGACCCGGACGACACCGACACGCUAUGCACCCCCAUCAACUUUGUUCUGAAUAGGGUCACCGGGGCGACCAGCACGGUGAUGAGCUGCCUUGGCUCCGCCCUCAUGGCCGUCGUGACAAAUGGGACAGGGUCCGAGCAGGUGAAGCAGGUCUUGGCUGGUGAGUGCUCUCAUGAUCGGCUCGAUUCCUCGGAUACGUUCAAGUUCUUGAUGCUGACCGUGUCAUCAGAGAGCUCGGGUCCUUUGACCUCGACCUCGGUGACAGACAUAAUCAUGGCUCUGGUCAGCUUGAUGGGGAAACUCUGA
Messenger RNA from Diaporthe batatas, 1587 nucleotides. RefSeq lists its product as uncharacterized. NCBI's taxonomy places the organism in Eukaryota, Fungi, Ascomycota, Sordariomycetes, Diaporthales, Diaporthaceae. The record is from RefSeq and is a predicted model, not a curated record. The coding region runs from base 1 to 1587 and encodes 528 amino acids. Gene Ontology annotation, molecular function: cholinesterase activity. The transcript is spliced from 6 exons.